Messenger RNA from Moneuplotes crassus, 907 nucleotides. NCBI's taxonomy places the organism in Eukaryota, Ciliophora, Spirotrichea, Euplotida, Euplotidae. The record is from the annotation of a GenBank genome assembly.
AAUGCUUUCAAAACCAAAUACAUUGCUAAGGCUGAAAGUGCUGAAAAGGCACCUUCUGCCUAUUCCGUGCAGAACUAUUUCUUCAGAGACAAAGACCCUUCGCGGUUUUGAUAGUGGAGUCGGGUUCCUACCUCAUAUGGAGAAGAGACAUAAGGGAGGCGAGGACGCCUACUGAGUCACAAAUACUAUGAUUGCGGUAGCUGAUGGAGUUGGUGGCUGGGCUCAAUCAGGAGUUGACCCUGCAAUUUACUCAAAGAAAUUAUGUCUGAAUAUUAAAAAUAAGUACCUUGAGGAUAUUGAGAAGAAUUCUGAUGAUGAAAAUUCAACCGUAAAUGACCCCUGCAAACUCUUAGCUUAUGCAGUCGCUGAAAAUCAUGAGAAAGGAAGCAGUACAGCUAUUAUAUGAAUGCUUGAUAGCAAUGAAAAUUACUUGCACACAGCCAAUUUAGGAGAUUCUGGGUAUCUACUUCUAAGAAAGAAUGGAUUUCAAAUUAACACACUUUUCAGGUCAAAAGAGCAAACUCAUGGUUUUAACUUCCCUUUCCAAGUUGGAGUUGGAGGAGAUGAUCCUCUGCUGGCAGAUGUACAGAAACAUGAAAUUCAGAAUAAUGAUAUCUUAGUUGUGGGCAGUGACGGGCUAUUUGAUAAUAUGUAUGAUCAUCAGAUUACAGAUAUCAUUAAUCCAUUCAUUAAAGACAAGGAUGAAAUACUUGAUACGGAAUUAGUAGCUCAGUUGAUAGCUAAGCAAGCUGAGGCUCUUUCUCUGGAUCCUAACUGGAAAUCUCCAUUUGCAAAGCAUGCGUAUGAUAACUACUAUGAUUUUAAAGGAGGGAAGCAUGAUGAUAUCACUGUGUUGGUCUCUCAAAUACGGAUCAGGGAUAUUGAAUAAUUUCCACCAAUAGAAAAA